AAGCAUUCGAGUUCGAUAAGAAAAAAAGCUUACGAAAAAUUGGGUACGUAUAUAGGAAAUGCGCAAGCUGACAGUCAAACAGUGGCUGUUCGUCAUCCAUGUUGGAUUGUUGAGGCAGUCACGGUACCGCGUAGAAUAUCAUGUGACCCCAUGACAUUGAUUGUGAUUCUUGAAACAGUCACGAUUGAUCUGCACCCGCCGACUUCUUUCUACGCGCCAUCCCUUUUCUGUUUAUAGAUGCGCACAAUAACGCACUAGAGUUAACCAGGUCUCAAGAUACGUAUCUGUGUAGAUGGCGCCUGCACUCGACUCCCAAAUAGCUUUCGCGAUACAGAUCCGUUUCUAUAAAGCAUAGCGCAUCUGGGACAUGAGGGAUCCUCCAACUUCGUUGUGUAAGACAUGCGAGGUCUCAUCGCGAGAUUUGUGGCAGCUCUGCUGCUGUCGCCCCUCAGGGGGGUAGACGCGUAUGCCGUCUUCGCGCACUUCAUGAUCACGAACACUGCGUCAUGGGGCGUCGCGGACUGGGUUAGCGACAUGCAGACUGCGCAGGCGGCCUCCAUCGACGCCUUUGCGCUCAAUAUGGCUGUCGGGGACUCCGCCAACGGUCAGCUCGGGAACGCGUUCGCGGCUGCACAGACCACGGGCUUCCAGCUGUUCAUCUCGUUCGAUUAUGCAGGGAAUGGACCGUGGUCGCAGCAGAGUGUGAUCGAUACGCUGACGCCCUGGAUCGGCAACGCGCAUUACUUCAAGAAGGGCAGUAGUCCCGUCGUUUCGACCUUUCUUGGCACGGCGCAGCACGGGGAUUGGAAUUACAUCAAGAGUGUUACUGGGUGCUACUUCAUUCCAGUCUGGUCGUCUGUAAGCGCGAAAGAGGCGUGGGGAUAUGGCCAAGCGAACGGGUUGUUCAGUUGGGCAGCGUGGCCAACUGGCCCUGCGUCAAUGAAUACAUUCCCCGAUGCCUCGUACCUGCUGUUCAUGAACGACAACAUCGAUAACCGCCCGAACGGGACCAACUACAUGAUGCCUGUGUCGCCGUGGUUUUACACCAAUCUUCCCGGAUACAACAAGAACUGGCUCUGGAACGGGGACACGCUAUGGUUCGAUCGAUGGGACCAGGUCUUUUACACACGUCCGGACUUUGUGGAGAUCAUCACAUGGAACGAUUACGGAGAGUCUCACUACAUUGGUCCUUUGCAUUCCAGCUCUUUCACAGCCUUCAGCAUCGGGAACGCACCUUAUAACUACGCAGAUGGCAUGCCUCACGACGGAUGGCGCGCCUUUCUUCCUUACUUAAUCGCCACCUACAAGACCGGCAAGGCAACGAUCACCCAGGAACUGCUGACCGCUUGGUUUCGGCUCACUCCUGGGACCGCAUGCGCCGACGGAGGCACGACCGGCAACACCGCAUCUCAGCUGCAGCUUGAGUACCCGCCCGCGCAGAUUCUGCAGGACAAGAUCUACUUCGCUGCGCUCCUUGCCGCCGAAGUCGCACCCAGCGUCACGGUCGGAGGGAGUGCUGUGUCUGCCCAGUGGGACAAUCGUCCGUUCGGCGGCGUAGGCAUCUUCCGGGGGAGCGCUGCGUAUGGCGGAAGUCUCGGCUCCGUGGUCGUGACAGUAGGCGGGAUGACUGUUUCCGGCCAAAGCAUCACGAAAGUGUGCCAGGGUGGGAUCACCAACUGGAACGCCUGGGUCGGCGGUGCUACUGGCCCGAGCACAAGCGUUGCUCCAUCCUGGAGCAUCUACGAUACCAAUGCUUCGUGUGUCGCUGGAUCUAGCGUCGGUAAUUACAUUGGUCUGUGCAGCUUCGCAUGCCAAUACGGUUACUGCCCGUAUGGCUCUUGUGUCUGCGACGAGAUGGGCCUCCAGUCCAAGAGGCCACCUCCAACUACGACCGCAGGAUAUCCUGCUGCUGGAUUGGAUUCGACCUACCAGGGUCUUUGCUCUUUUGAUUGUACUUACGGGUUCGUGAAAUCUGGUGCUUGGGUCUUGUAUGCAGCUGAGGACGUCACCAGCUACUGUCCAAUGCCUGCCGCUUGCGACACGGUCAGCCACCCACUCGCGACCGCGACGAUCUCGCCCUUCAAUCCGAAUACGUGUGUGAGCGGGCACUUCAUCUCUGAUCCAAACAUGCAAGGGUUGUGUAGCUUUGCGUGUGGGUAUGGGAUGUGUCCGAUGCACAUUUGUCAAUGUGAUGUGACGGGUCCGCAACCUGUGCUUCCGCCGUUUACCCCAUCGGCGACAGGGACGCCGGCUCCGGGUGUGACGGACGAUGGAUUGUGCAGUUUUGCUUGUGGGUAUGGUUAUUGCCCUUCCGGUGCGUGUGGUAAUGCGGGUGUUCCUCCCACUGCUACUUCUGCAACUGGACUCUUCACGGUUAUUGAAUGGGAUCCGAAUCCGUCUCCUCCGCCCGGUGCCGUAUCGGAAACCUUUGUGCAGCUUCCCGGAGUCGACACAUCUGUUGCGGUGUCGCUCAUCCCGGAAACGACAGUCACUUCGACCCGAGUGGUGACUAUUGCAGCGUACACGACCAUCGCCACAGUCUACACGAACCUGCCGAAUGGUUUCGGUCUGGUCACGACCACAGCCGUCAUUCCAGCGUCAACGACCACAUUGUCAAUCUUGCAGACCGAGGGCGUGACCGGCACCUCGCUUGCUCUGGUCACCAAGACGCCAACCACAGUCGCCGUGGCAGUACCUACGGCCACAUCGACUGUCACGGUUGAAGGCGUUGCGAUCGUCCUUGGUCCCGGGGGCCAGCCCGUCGAAGAGCCCGUUCCUCAGGAUAUCUCCCAGCCGGGUGCUAUCGUCCCUACUUUCUCGUGGAACAUCUCUCCCAGUCCGAAUGCGACGGUCAUCAUCUACACCGCCCCACUCACUUCGCCUGUGACAUGGGCGUCCACCGUCACGAUCCCGCCGAAGAGCACUUCUCCACCCGCGGUUGUGACCGGUCCUCCGGGCGAUCGUGGCCGUCCUGGCUGUGGCGGCGGAUUAGGCGUUUGGUCCGUCUUGUUUGGCGGGAUCAUCCGGGGAUGUCCGCCUGCAGAUGUCGGCAUCCGCGGUGGAAUCACACCGGCGGUCGUCCCGCCGUUCGGAUGGACGGGUCCUUGGACGGAUCCAUUCGUUCUGCCGACUCCUGGUCCCGGUGCCAACAAUGGCCAAGGAAACACGGAGACGCAGACGACGAGCACGAGCACGACCACUUCGACUACGAUGAAUGCGUGUCCAAUCCAGACGGCGUAUAGCUUGUCGGAUGACCCGGAAAAUGCUGAUUGGUCAGGUGAGGGGACAGAUCCUGACACAAGGCGUCGUAGGAGCCUGGGCGAGGAACCCCCGGCUAGGACUGCAGAGAAGAAGAUUGCGGAUACGUGGGCCAACAGCUCGGAUGUGGUCAAACGGGUGGGACGCGAGGCCGGUGUCCCCAUCUGCGAUAUCGUGUACAACUCGCCCAACCCAGUCAAUCUCGUCGUAGGACCGUAUCUUCACGUUCCUUUAGCUGCUGGCGGUGGGACUAGUGUCACUCUCGUCAACACGCCCGGUCAAACGAAACCGCUCAAUCCUCUGGUGUCCUCCAAUCGCAAGUCGCCUCUUCCUCGCUUGUUCCCAAUCCAGCUCAUCCAAUCGGGUAUAUUAGCCAGGUAUGUCACUGGCCAGGGUUCUGUCGGCCCUCCAUCAAUGACCUAUUGCCAGUUCUUCACCUUUCUGGCUGGUCCAGGUGCCAACCAGGCUGCCAAUUGCGCGAGCAUUGGCAAUGAUAUUAUCAACGGUCCCGCCGUAGGAGGAGCGAUCGGUGCCCAACUUCUCGCAGCUAUUGAUAAUGUUGCCAACAUGGUUUGGGUUGACAAACCAAUGAAUCAAGGCAUGUGGGCCAAAUCUAACGUGGUCAACCGCAAUACGCUUACCCUAGACAAUCCUCCCCAACUCGACAACAUGCUCAAAUUCAUCAGCUUCACUGAGGCGCAAAGUCUACAGCUGAUGCGGGAUACGGAGUUUUUCUUGCGCAACAUUGCUGCAUUGGGCGAUUAUUUUGCUGCAACAGCUCCCAUCUUCGCUGCCACGGCAGCGCAAUUCCAGCAGAUUCUUUCGAAGGCUACACCGAGUGUCGUGUUCGAUCCGACGGCAAGCUUGCCGCUCAUCUUCUACAACUGGCUAUCGAAUUUGUUGUCUGCAUACCCCAACGGCUGCACAUUCCGGGCAAUCAACACGUGGAACUACUACAGGUCUGAACUUGCUCGAUUGAACACCAUCUCAGUGCUCACAUGCGCCGACAGCGACAGUAUUGAUGACAUUGCCCAGGCUUCGAACCAGCCAGCUCCGAAUUGCUUACCGUUGUACAGACUGAACCAAUACACGCCCUCGACCUUCAAUUUCCAGAAUCUGCUCCCCCCUGCGCCGAACCUGCCGCGCUGCAAUGUUCCCGGGACUCUGGGCUCGGUGGGGUAUGUGGAUUCUGGCGGUAAUGCAAUUAGCUCGCUUCCGGGAGCGGUAACCGAGCGGAUCAUGGGUUCGGGCGAUACGCAACUGCAAUAUUACGCCGUGGGGUCGGGCCAGUCCGUGGUCGACACGCACUACCAAGCAUUCUCUAUGGCAGGCGCCAGUUGCGCGGGCGUUUACAACAUCCACGAAGCCGCGCCGGGGCAAGGCGCUGUUGCCGACGCCUUCAUCGUCCUGAACUGCGGCACGAGCACCGGCAAGCAACAGGUCAACUUCAACUUUGUCGUCGCGGGGCUGACGGGGCAGCUGGCGUGCGCGGCGCAGCCCUCACCGGGCGGGACGAACAUCCUGUGCAGUGCGACUGCGGCCCAGGCGUUGAGCUGUGCGGCGGCGAGUCCGUUCGGUGCGCAGAGCGUGCAGAUGCGCUGGUUCCCGCAGUAGAGAGCACGUGUUGCACGUAUAUAUGUUGAGCAGCGCGUAUCGGUAAUCCACUUGUUAUAUAUUCUUCGUUGAAACUGCGCAAUCGUCAGAAUCGGGCCUCCCUUAAUUACUCAGGUAAAGCAUCCCCCACGUAGGGGAAAGUCUGA
Messenger RNA from Mycena citricolor, 5018 nucleotides. Lineage: Eukaryota; Fungi; Basidiomycota; Agaricomycetes; Agaricales; Mycenaceae. The record is from the annotation of a GenBank genome assembly.